AUGACCGUCACCGCGCAGGCGUCCACCAGCUCGACACCGCUGCCUGCGGCCAAGGGCAUCCACGUCGACACGCGCGGGGCAGUCAUCCUCCACGAAGAAUCGCCCGAAACACGCGACAGCCGAGGCAUAUACCUGCCGAACUACAUCGAACCGGUAUCGCAUAUAGCAGUAGAUGUUGGAGGUUCGCUGGCGAAAGUCGUAUACUUCACGCGGUCACCGGAACCGCCGUCCUCGCCGUCGAUCAUCGCGACCAACGGCUCGAGCACACACACCGAUCUGUCGACUCCCGACCCGCACUCUCCCGCAUCCGAAUCCUCUCCGCCUUCUGCCUUCCCGCGCGACAAUGGGGCAUUGACGCCUAUGGUUCUCGAUGCUCCUAAUGGGCACUCGAAUGGGAACCCGUUCGAUCACGCUCUCGCCGGCUCGCUUCUUCGCGCGCAGCGGAUGCAGCACUUCCCGGGCGGCAGCUUGAACUUUGAGCGGUUCGAGACGGAACACAUCGAUGACUGCGUUGUGUUCAUCCAUGCUCUCAUCGAGCGCUCAGCGCGCGUAAACGGAGUGAGCGUAGAAGAGAUGCGGGCGAGCGUGAAGAUCAUGGCCACGGGCGGCGGCGCGCAUAGGUUCUACGACUUGUUCAAGGAAGAGCUUGCGGUCGAGGUACGGAGGGAGGACGAGAUGGAGUGCUUGAUAGAGGGAUUGAGCUUCAUCACACUCAUACCGGAUGAGGUCUACUUCUUCAGCGAUCGCCUCAUUCAGAGCGUAGUCCAUGGAGGUAGCGCUAUUGUGGAAACGCCUCAGACAGCGCAGGACCUCCCUCGACCAAGUCCCAACCCGCCCAAGUUCGCAGUCACGUUCGAGAGCAAUCCGGCCCCCCAAUUGCCAUGUCUGCUAGUCAAUAUCGGAUCCGGUGUCUCCGUCAUUCGUGUCGCAGAAGACGGCUCCUUCGAGCGUGUCAGCGGAACGAGCCUGGGGGGAGGCACGCUCUGGGGUCUACUCUCGCUCCUUACGCCUGCGACGACUUUCGAUGAGAUGUUGGACUUUUCGGAAAGAGGCGACAACGAAGCAGUGGACAUGCUUGUCGGUGAUAUCUACGGUCAGGACUACUCAAAGCUCGGGCUCAAGAGCACGAUGAUCGCCAGUUCGUUUGGCAAGGUCUUCAAGAAGGGCGACCACAAGCGCUCCUUCCGGCCAGAAGACAUCUCCAAGAGCUUACUCUACGCCAUUUCGAACAACAUUGGUCAAAUUGCGUUCAUGAAUGCGGAGAAGUAUGGACUGGAUCGCAUCUACUUCGGCGGAUGCUUCAUCCGUGGGCACCCUGCCACGAUCGCUACGCUGUCGUAUGCAAUCCGCUUCUGGAGCAAAGGCACCAAGCGCGCGCUCUUCCUGCGACACGAAGGUUUCCUCGGGGCAAUAGGCGCAUGGAUCAAGAACAUCGACGGCGAUCGCGACUCUAGCUACGACUCCAGCUCAGAGGAACCGUCCUCAUAG
Molecule: messenger RNA, 1488 nt
Organism: Peniophora sp. CBMAI 1063
Lineage: Eukaryota; Fungi; Basidiomycota; Agaricomycetes; Russulales; Peniophoraceae
Source: the annotation of a GenBank genome assembly